Messenger RNA from Cynoglossus semilaevis (tongue sole), 1953 nucleotides. RefSeq names its product UBX domain protein 10 (gene ubxn10). The transcript has a single exon. The record is from RefSeq and is a predicted model, not a curated record. Gene Ontology annotation, molecular function: protein binding. Lineage: Eukaryota; Metazoa; Chordata; Actinopteri; Pleuronectiformes; Cynoglossidae. Bases 1004 to 1699 code for a protein of 231 amino acids.
CACGAGUUUGAAUGGUUUUCUCAUUUUUGUUUUAUAUCCAAGUGCUGCCACCUAGUGGGGAAAAACUUAAUUGUUUUGCCUAUAAUUGUAGCACAAGCAAGGACAAAUUAUUCGCAAGACCUUGAGCCACUCGUUAAUCAGUAAUUUCUAAACAUAUAAAUUCUUGUUUGGACGGCAAGACCUCCAGAACCAGCAUGUCACCAGUUCGAUUCCCAGUGGCAACUGAUGGUGUUUUCUGCAGCUACAGAAUACAGAAUCAGAAAUCAAGAAUCAAACCCUCGACUGACUCGAGGUGCAGGAUGAGGGUGAAUGAUCACUCUAAAUCCGGUGUUAACAUUAGUGUGAAUUGUUGUACGUCUCCACACGUGGCUGUAUCAUGGACUGGUGAACUGUCCAUUAUAUAUAUAUACCUCCUGCCUUGGUCUUCUAAUAUUGACAAGAGACCCUGUGGGUAUGAAAGGGAUUAGGUGGUGGAGAGUGAAUGAACAAUGUUCUAAAUCUAUUAAACAUGGUGUGUAAAUGUGCAUACUGGAAAGGAGGCGCAACUACAUGCCCUUUUGUUUACAAUAGCAUAAAUACCGCAAUACUGCAGACCAGUUUUGUAAGACUUUCUCAGCACAUCAUAAAGAUUCCCAGCGGGGCCGAGGUCUGCCAAGCCUUGUGCUCUUGCGUAGUCCCUCCACCAGGGAGCUCUACUACGUGACAGAGCUGUUACUACGGGAUGUCAUCGUCAUGGCAACCAUGUUCUCAUGGUAACCAGUGACGCUAAAGGAGGAACAGGUGACUGGAAAGAGAGUCGAAGUUUUGGGUCUUAAACGCGUUUCGUGAUAGCAACUCUGUAAAUCAGUAUUUACGGAUACGAUUAUCUACAGCUACAACCAGACUGAUCGUGCAGGUGCAGGAGAAGAGUCGCCGACUUUGACUGAACUCUUCUAGACUUUAUUUUUUAGCGAAAGAAAGGAAACCAGGAAACAAGUGAAAGUUUCUGCAGAGGUGUUCACCCAUGCAUGUGACUAGACCGAAGUCCUCUAAAGGACGCAGCAGACCGGCUGCUGUAAACACCGGUCCAGAUCCUGCCGUCGUCCACGGCAGCGGUAGUAAUCCGGACCGGAACCUCCGCUCCCAGUCCGAACCCAGUAUGAGACAAGAGGAGGUUUUGCUCAGUCUACAGAGCUCUGCUGCUGCCGCGCCGCUGAGCUUAAACAAGUACAAGGUUCUGCCGUCGAUCGAGAGGAGGCGCUCAGAUGGAGGUGAAACAGGUGGUGGAGUACAAAGUCUGUACACGAACAUGUCACUGCUAACCAUAUCUGGACAUAAUGUCCCGGAUCUCGUCAAUGCGCAAAUGAACAACUCUACAGCAAACGGAAAGUCAAGUGGCGGGUCACCUUUGACCCUGUCCAAAGAAGAGCCUCCAGAACCAAGCAAACAUUCCGGUGCCAUUGACAGUUUGCUCUUAGCUGUAAGAGCACCGUGUGGCAGGAGGCUUGAGCAGCACUUUAACCCCACAGAUACUCUGCUGAUGGUUCGAGUCAGCGCAGAGGACAGGUUUGGACACAGGUACGAGGACGCCUUCAUCCAAACACUGGAUGUGCCGAGAAGAAGCUACACAGACCUGGAUAUGACUCUGGCCCAGUGUGGCAUCAAGAACAGAUCAGUGCUGUGCAUCACACUGAGCGGUAAUGGUGUGGACCAAGAUUGAAGUACAAGCAUGCAGCUGAAACACAGCUGCAUUGGUGGCAUCUUAAGUCCCUUUAUUCUGCUGUUGCUCAAUAUAUUUUUACUGUAUAUAACAUAUACGUGUAUAUAUAUAAGCAUACAUAUAUGUAUUUGUCAUAAGAAGUGUCAAAAGUAUGUUGAAAUGCAACUCUUUUUGAGCAGGACCUUUUAAAUCAACUAAAACAACAGUUAACAGUGAAAUUAAAAAUGUAGUUUCUACAAAACAACACUUUGACC